UUGACACUCACCUCCAUAUCCCCACAAUGGCUGAUGAAAACCUAUCCCUGGUUCUUUAUGGCAAACAAGAUCUGCGACUGGAGGAUCGCCCGAAACCUGAACCAGGAUACGGAGAAGUGCAAAUCUGCAUCCACGAUGUGGGUAUAUGUGGUUCUGAUGUCAGCUACUGGCAGAACGGUUGUAUUGGCGACAUGGUGGUAAGGACACCAAUGGUCAUGGGACACGAACCCAGCGGAGUAGUUUCGAAAGUCGGGGAGGGCGUGGAAACUCUCAAAGUUGGUGACCGGGUGGCCAUAGAGCCGGGUGUCCCGUGUCGCACGUGUGGGCUGUGUAAGACAGGCCGCUACAACCUGUGCGGGAUGAUGAAGUACUGUGCCACACCACCCGACCACGGUACACUCUCCAGGUAUUUCGUCCAUGCUGCAGAUUUCUGCUUCAAACUUCCAGACAACGUGAGCAUGGAGGAGGGAGCCAUGUUGCAGCCUCUGGCUGUUGCUGUCCACGCCUGUAACCGUGUCAACGUCUACCUGGGAGCCACAGUGCUCGUGUGUGGAGCAGGGCCUGUUGGUCUUAUCUGCAUGUUGACGGCACGAGCACGAGGAGCAGCAAAGAUAAUAAUAACAGAUAUCAAUGAAGACAGACUGAAAUAUGCAAAGAGGGUGGGCGCUGACCACAUUGUUCUGGCGGGAGACCCACAACAAACAGCACGUACCAUCCAGGAUUCACUUGGAGGUGCUGCUGAUGUUACCAUCGAGUGCAGUGGCGCGCCGUCAAGCGUCACCACAGCCAUAUAUGCCACGGCAACAGGAGGAAGGAUUGUUCUUGUUGGACUGGGCCCAGCAGAGCUACAGCUGCCACUGAUCAGCGCCCAGUGUAGAGAGGUCGACAUCCUGGGAAUGAUAAGGUUUGCCAAUACGUACCCUGCAGCUCUGGCCAUGGUGGCCGGUGGUCAGGUGGACGUGAAGCAGCUUAUCACUCACCGAUACAGGCUGGAGGAAGCGCUUGACGCCUACGAAGCAGCGAGACUCAGAGAGGGAGUUAAGAUCAUCAUCAACUGUCAGAGAAAGUGACACUGCGUCAAUCUGCGUUUCACACCAGGAAAGGUUCCCAUGGUGGACAGAGGCAUUAUACACUGAAAGGCAAAAGAAACGUCAUGUGGAUGUAUCAUACAAAUAUCUUUAUUUUCAAAUGCUUAUAUAUGUGAGUAAAGACAUCGGAGAAAGUCAGUGUUUGGCCCACAUGAAAUUAACAGUCUGGGGAAUGAUUUUGCGAAUUGUGAAUUUGGGGAGGCACCAGAAGACAUCACAGCUUGGGGGUUCAAAAUCAGUACCUGGUGUGGCCACCACGGGCGUUGACCACAGCCACACAUCUCCUGUAAAUGGAGUGGACUAGCCUGUUGAUGAAGGCCAUUGGGAUAUAGGCCCAUAUCCUCAGGAACGCUACACGCAGUUCUGCUGCAGUUGUCGGCCUUGGGGGUACGUCGUUGAGUCGGCGUUGGAUCAAUGUGAUCAGUGUUCAAUGGGAUUCAAAUCCGGACUGAGGGCAGGCCAAGGCAUGGUUUGGAUGUUGUGCUGCUGGAGGAAGUCCCUGGUGACUGGCAGUGUGGAGACGGGCGUUGUCUUGCUGAAAGGUGUGGUUUUGAUGACGGGCAAAAAAAGGCACGAUAUGGGGUCUGAGGACUUGGUCAAUGUAGCGGAGAGCUGUGAUGCCAUUACCUCUGCCUGGACCAAUAUUCUGAAAGACCACAGGUCCCACUCUUUGGUUCAGUCCUAUUCCACCCAAAACCAUGAUGCUUGGGCCGCCCCACGGGUCUCGUUCCAUAAGACUAGCAUCAGCAUAACGUUCGCCCCUCCUUCGCAAGACCCUGACUCUGCCAUCCACCGUUGAAACACAGUAGCGACUUUCAUCAGUGAAGAUGAUUCUUCUCCAUUGCUGUUGACGCCAAUUUUGAUGCUGCCUGGUCCUUUGCAGUCGGGCCUGUCGGUGACGAUCUCUCAGGAUGGGUACACGAGCAGGACGGUGGUACGAGAUGCUGUUGGCAGUUAGGCGACGUCGGACUGUACGAUCACUGAUGGCACGCUGGUGGUUGCCAAUGGUUUGCCGAACUGUUUCAGUGGCCAUUCGGAAUCAGUUCUGCAGAUGUUGGCGUAUCAUGAACCAAUCUUGUCUGGGAGAAGUGACUCUGGGACGACCACUAUGCGGUCAGUCGUCGGUGGUGUUGGUGGUGUUGUGGCGAUGUUGCAGACGAUAUAUUGUUCUGACAUUGACAUUGAAUGCAUUUGCAACGACCUUUGCACUCUGGCCUGCUUGCAGUCUUCCGAUAGCUUGUUGUCUCUCAUUUGGGUGUCUUUUAUACCCAUACAAUCCACGAUAUGCACGUGCAUCAUGUUUUUGACAAGACUUUUCCGCAACUAAGUCCCAUUGCACUUGUGUAGGCUGCGUUUGGGCAAAGCACUCCAUUUUAAACUCAAUUGUUAAAUGGACUUUAAGGCAACAAAAAGAAGCAGCAGAAUGAUAAAUGAGUUUGUUGACCACAGAACAUGUAACUGCCAGUGUCUGUUAAGUUUUAUCAGUGUUUUCAGAAGUGACGUUUCUUUUGCCUUUCAGUGUAUGUAACCAGUUUUAUUAUACCAGUAUUACUAGAGCAGUAUAUUACACUACUUUACACUGUGAAACUGAAUCACGUAAACUGCAUAUACCAUAUAUUAUAAUGGAAAAUUACCGUUAGAAAAUAGUCAAACUGCCACCAGUUUUUCACCCAAAUUAUACGAUGGUUUGUGAGAUAAGCUUUGUGUCUUGCAAUAUUUUACUUCAAGUAGCCAGGAAUCGGACAUCAAUAUCACAGUAUUCAGAGAUGCUAACUCGUAUAUUUGAGAAAUUUCCUAAUUCUAAUUAAACUUGACUAUUGGAGUAUGAAUGAUGUAUAGGUACGAUGUGUUAAGCACAAUGUUUUAAGGUCCGUCAAAGACAGCUGCAUUUUGUAUAUAUUGAUGUAUGUUACUAUUCGAUGUUAAAUAAAUAUCGAGUUUGAUUUUUCUGGCAA
Haliotis rufescens (red abalone) is the source of this 3043-nucleotide messenger RNA. RefSeq names its product sorbitol dehydrogenase-like. Lineage: Eukaryota; Metazoa; Mollusca; Gastropoda; Lepetellida; Haliotidae. The transcript has 9 exons. The record is from RefSeq and is a predicted model, not a curated record. Gene Ontology annotation, biological process: D-sorbitol catabolic process. Bases 27 to 1070 code for a protein of 347 amino acids. Gene Ontology annotation, molecular function: zinc ion binding; L-iditol 2-dehydrogenase (NAD+) activity.